Molecule: messenger RNA, 1761 nt
Organism: Oikopleura dioica
Lineage: Eukaryota; Metazoa; Chordata; Appendicularia; Copelata; Oikopleuridae
Source: the annotation of a GenBank genome assembly
AUGGUCUACCUCGAUUUUGACGGAUCAUCUUGUGGUGCUACCUUGAUUCAUCCGAAAUAUAUCUUGACGGCCGUUCACUGUGUUUACCGGAAACCCCUUCCGAGAAUUAUAAUCGGCGCGCAUGACAAAACAGAUGCAGGGAAUCUACAAGGAAAAGCGAAGAGGAUUAUUCUUUUUCCUCAGUUCUACAAACCGAUUGAUUACAACAACGACAUCGCCAUCAUCGAGCUCGAACAAGAAAUCCAAAUUACCGACCGCGUCCGACCAAUUUGCCUCCCUCCAAAAGACUCCUUUAUCAACCCUUCUGUCGAGGGAACAACAUGCGUCGCCGCUGGCUGGGGAAGUCUUUCUGCCAAGAAAACGAUUCUGCCCGACAAGCUGCAUGAUGUGGACAUAGAACUAAUCGAGCGAGAUACUUGUCUGCAAAUACCGGGUUACACGAAUCAGAUUUCAGAAAAGAUGAUUUGCGGCGGUCAUUUGGAAGGCGGCAAAGAUUCCUGCCAAGGCGAUUCCGGUGGGCCCCUUAUGUGCCAACUAGCUGGUCCUGGUUCGCCAUGGGUUAUCUACGGAAUCACAAGCUGGGGAGUUGGAUGUGCUAGAGCGUAUACACCAGGAGUGUAUGUGAAAGUCUCUGUUUUUAUCGAUUGGAUUGGAGAAGAGACGGGAGUCAAGCCUGGCUUGGAAGUUGAAAGUUACAGAAAUCUGCUCCCGUUUGAACCAAAUGUCAAAACUAUCAAAGAAAUCCAAGAAGAAUCAGCAAAUCCACUUGCAAACGCAAAUUUUGCUUCGAGUUUUCAAUCGGAGGCAGACACAUGGGAGCUCCAGAAUCAUGUGAUUAGCCAGAAAGUCUGUGGUGGCGAGCUUUACGGGCCUUCGGGAGUGAUUACUUCUGACGGCUACCCUUAUCGAUAUCAACCGAAUCAGAGUUUUCUCGACCUCGAUCAUCCCCGCGAAUGCUUCCUCAACGACAACAUCAUGGUCUUCGACUCAAACAACCUCAUCAUCGGAACUGCCCAGUGCUACCUCGCUCCUCGAACAACUUGGACAGUCUCUUCAAAGGGUUUUCUGACGCUUUACUUCAACACGAAUCAGAAAGACGAGGGAACGGGCUUCAUGGUCGAAUACCUGGAGGAGAGUGACAAGGAAAAAGAGCAUGAGAAGAAUUUGAUGGCGACGAGGACUUGCGAUGAAAACUGGCUUUUAGAGUCACAGUCUUCUGAUAUCAAACAAUUUUCAUCACCAGGUUGGCCGUUGAACUACCCCCUCAACACCCAAUGCUUUUGGAAAAUUUCGUCUCCAAGUGAGCUCCACAUUGUCAACCUCCAGUUCAAAUCGAUCGUCAUGGAAGAACCGGAUAGCCAGGGAAACUGCGAGUACGAUUAUGUUAGGGUUUACAGAGGGAACAAUGACUUUGAUUCGACAAGAAAACUCGAUGAGCUUUGUGGAACGCUUUCGACGGAGCUCUUGGCUGAUAAUAUUUAUACUGCUGAUCAAGGGGAGAGCCUGUUUAUCACCUUCCAAUCGGACAACAAAGGCAACGGCCGCGGCUUUUCCGCCUUCUACAUGGCUGCUCUUCCAUCCGUUCUCCCACCAAAUCCAACACUGAGUCCGACAAUGGAAAAAUACGUCGCCCAAAAUACCAAAAACAUAAUCGGCUCAAGACCGAAGAAGAACAAAAAGAAGAAGAAGUUUGGAAGAAACUCGUUGUCUGUUAGAUUAUGGAAAUUGCCAAAAUUUUUACGAAGAAAAAUGAAUGUAUAA